CCCAAACCACCUAAGGCUGUUGCGCCCGAAGUCGAGAAAGCUGUCUCGGAUUUCGUGAAAUACACAACGGAAACGGCUGGCGUCGAUGGUCUCCGUAAGGAAUGCCGAGUUGUGCUCGAUUCCAAGCCAAAACCAGGCACAUACACCAAGUUUGAGGAGUUUCCACAGCUCAAUCGAUAUCCGGUAGGUUUUGACGACAUCAUUCUACCUGCUCCCGAAAUCCCAUGCCUCGACGAAACCCGAGUCAUUUUACAGCCGAUCGAUGAGACAGAUUACGAUUACAUACACGCAAAUAGGGUGAAAUUUGAAAAGUCAGAAAGGGAGUUCAUCUUAACACAAGGUCCGAAAGGCAACACCAUUGAAGAUUUCUGGAAAAUGAUCUUUCAACAGCAGUGCUCUGGUGUGAUCAUGUUGUGCAAUUUCUACGAAGAAGGUGAACAGUCGUGCGAAGAAUUCUGGCCAACUGAUGCUGGUGGCUACAAAUAUUACGGGAAAAUGUUUGUGAACAACAAGAGAAUAGACCACCAGGAUCAGUACGACGUUUACACGCUCGAAGUAUUACCUGACGGUUGCUCGAAUUCGAUAUUAACACGCCUUGCUCAUUGUACUACAUGGCCUGAAAAGGCCGUGCCAUCCAGCGGUCGAAUGGUUUUGCGAUUGAUACGAUGGACACAGUCGUUGGAGCCCGGUCCAGUCACACUUCUCUGCAGCGCCGGCGUUGGUCGAACCGGUACAUUCGUUGCUAUAGACGCUGUUUGUACACGACUUUUCAAAGGAUACGAAGGAAAUGUAAAAGAUAUUGUAUUGGAGCUACGACGACAGCGAGCAUACUGUAUACACAACGAACUGCAGUACUUCUUUGUUUACUCUACCGUACUCGAUUACAUUAGGGCAAAAUUGCCGAAAUAUCACAAGCAAGUGGCGAAAUUCUACACUGAAUUAAGCAAAGUGUGA
Molecule: messenger RNA, 954 nt
Organism: Ostertagia ostertagi
Lineage: Eukaryota; Metazoa; Nematoda; Chromadorea; Rhabditida; Trichostrongylidae
Source: the annotation of a GenBank genome assembly